UUGAGAAGUAUAUUUUGACUAGUACUAUUGCAUAAAAUUAAAAAUAAUGGGUUCAUUGGGUGUUAUAAUUGUUAUAAUUGUUGCCAUUGUCCCUCUAAUAAGUUGCAGUAGUUUUGAGCCACAAUGUUCGAAGUUUCAUUAUGAGGAAAAACUGUUAGAAAAAAUGAUUAGACAGGAAAUUUCUGUUGACGCUAUGAGGAAAGAAAUAGAAACUUCUCGGAAUCAAGUAGAGACCUCUCUUAAUACUUUACAGAACGAGAGAAUUAUCUGGGAGAAGAGUUUACAAGCAAAAUCCGACAAAAGUGCUACUGAUCUGGCUGCUGUCAUCCAACAAACGAAAACUAAGGUUCAGGAGGAAAUGACGAAACUUGAAAACGAAAAAACUAAAUGGAAUUCUGAAUUGAAAGAUUUUGUAAGAAUACCAGAGCUUGUAUUAUUUUCUGCACGGAAUCCGAAAGACACUGAAUUAACAUCGGGACUUAUCAUGGUCUUCACAGAGGUCUUAUUGAACGAAGGCGGUGCUUACAACAAAGAAAAUGGUGUUUUUACAGUUCCUUACGCUGGUGUUUAUACAUUUAGCGUGCAGUUGUGUGUUUACCCUGGAAAAUACGUCGAUUUUGCGUUUAUGGCCAAUGAUAAGCCAUUUAAACAAGUGCGUAUAAACAGACAUAGCACAAGUUAUUUUUCAUGUUACAACUAUGAUGCUGUGACAAUUGUUCGUAAAAACGAUCAAGUAAUAAUAAAGGUUACGAGAUGCAGCUCUGGACAAAUUUUAAACGAAAACGUUGGUCAUCACUGGAACAUGUUUUCCGGACGUCUACUUUAUACAAAUUAAGAUUUGUUGCAUAAUGUAUAAAAUGUUAAGUGUUACAUUUUAUUUAAUUAUGGUUUAGACUGAUAUCAAGAACAUGUAUUAAAUAAGAUGUUUUAUUUCUCUGUACAGUGUGUUAAAAUUAAAGGUAGUCUAAUAUUUUGUAUUGUAUUGAAACAAUACACACUUCAUAUUUAUUAAAAUGUAUAUGAUUGUAUCAAAGAUAUGUUCUUCCGGUACUUAAUUCUCAAUAUAGACUGUAGAAAGCUAUUUCAAUAUUUUAACAUAGUAUCAUAUAUGUCAUAAUAAUAAACAAGAAGUAUUGUUCCAAAAGAUACUUGGCCGAGGUAAAUCUGCUUUACUUGCAAAACUUAUUUCAGAUAUUUGUAUUCAUGAAGAAAAGUUAGCAGUGUCUGUUAAAUGAUAUAAUAAUGACAAUUAUUACAUGUACAAAUUCAAGAUUGUGAUUGCAUACAUUAAUGCAAUGCUCUCAGUAGUGUAAGUCAAACAUACAGUACUACGAGUUGAUAUAUUGUGCUAUUUUAUGUAAGGGCAAUAGACGUAGAAACAAUAUUUCGACCCAAAACAAAAAGUAACCAAGAAUCUGACUUUUGAUGUUGAAAUAUUUCGACUAUCUGUAGGUUCUGAAUCACACAACAAUUACUCGUCAAAAGUUUCUAUCAGACAAAUCAGUUUUUCAUGGAUGCAUGUGACUCAAUGAUCAUAUGCUUUUGCUUGCUAUAUUUUUACAUAACGUAAUGUUUUACUUUUGAAAUUAAUAUAUAACUGAUGAGACGUAAGCAUUUCUGAUUAGUCGAAAUGCUUCUGCAUACAAUAGCAACAUAUCGGCUAUUUACAUCUGUCACCGGAUAAGCUCUAAUAAGGAAUAAUCGGCGAGGUGUUCCGAAGUUAAAGGAGCAGCACAAUUUCGGUACACGGUUCACUCGGUCAUAUAAUAGGCUAGUGCGUGGUGAUAUGUUUGUUAAAAUUCACUGAGAAGAGACGCUAUUAAACGUCACCUAGAAGUCCAAAGCAUUCAGAAUAUACAAUGGGUGCGUUAAUAGUAGAAAGUUUUAAGUUCAGUUUAAUUGUUAUUAAAGUAACUAGAAGUUGACGACAUAAAACGGUAUAUUUGUGAUCAUUGAUCAAACGAAGCAAAGUUUAAUAGCAAAAUGGCAAAAUCAUAGAUAUUAUCCUUCAUCAUAUAUUUUAUUUAAAGUAUAAUACUUGCAAAAAUAUAUUUGAAAAUUAUAAACUUUGUU
Molecule: messenger RNA, 2073 nt
Organism: Ruditapes philippinarum (Manila clam)
Lineage: Eukaryota; Metazoa; Mollusca; Bivalvia; Venerida; Veneridae
Product: EMILIN-2-like
Exons: 2
Coding region: 47-835 (262 amino acids)
Molecular function (GO): protein binding
Source: RefSeq, a predicted model, not a curated record